This is a messenger RNA of Lichtheimia ornata, 906 nucleotides long. RefSeq lists its product as uncharacterized. Gene Ontology annotation, cellular component: plasma membrane. Bases 1 to 906 code for a protein of 301 amino acids. Lineage: Eukaryota; Fungi; Mucoromycota; Mucoromycetes; Mucorales; Lichtheimiaceae. The record is from RefSeq and is a predicted model, not a curated record. The transcript has 6 exons.
AUGGAAACUCGCAGUGACGAAGCACCCCUUCAACGCGGCUCACUACCCAAACGCACCCCACAGCAAGACUUUUACUUUGAAACCAAUACCGGUUAUAUCGACCAUGGAUGGUAUGGUACCAUGAUGAAUUGCCUCGGAUCGAUUGUCGGUGGUCUUGGCUCUAUCCCAUGCUGCGUUUGUUGCCCUAAUCCCUUCAAAGAGGUGGAUCAAGGCUAUGUUGGCUUGGUCACACAAUUUGGCAAGUUUAACAAAUGCGUUAACCCUGGUCUGGUUAAGGUCAACCCGCUCACAGAAAACGUGCAUCGUGUCGAUGUCAAGAUGCAAAUCACAGAAAUUCCCCGCCAAGUUAUCAUGACGCGUGAUAAUGUCUCUGUCAAGAUUGACAGUGUAUUGUACUGGCAUAUCGUAAACCCAUAUCGAGCCGAGUUUAGUGUAAGCAACGUCAAGGUCGCUUUGGUGGAACGAACACAAACCACCUUACGCCAUAUCUUGGGUGCCAAGACGUUACAAGAUUGUAUCGAGAAUCGAGAAGCCAUUGCACAUGAAAUCCAAGAAAUUACUCGAUCGGCUGCGAAACAAUGGGGUGUCAAGAUUGAAUCGAUCUUGAUCAAGGAUCUGCAGUUCUCAAAAGACUUGCAAGAAUCACUCUCGGCUGCCGCACAAGCAAAGCGUAUGGGUAAUGCAAAGGUCAUUAGCGCCAAAGCAGAGGUUGAUUCAGCCAAGCUUAUGCGUGCCGCUGCUGACAUUCUUAACACGCCCGCUGCCAUGCAAAUCCGAUACCUGGAAACCAUGCAAGGCCUUGCCAAGGCACCCAACACACGCGUCAUUUACUUACCAUCCGACAAGAACACCAACAACAUGGGUCCUGUUCAGGUGGCUUCCUAUCAAGCACUUACCAAUCAAUAG